Perognathus longimembris pacificus (Pacific pocket mouse) is the source of this 1052-nucleotide messenger RNA. RefSeq names its product activator of basal transcription 1 (gene Abt1). The record is from RefSeq and is a predicted model, not a curated record. Bases 20 to 820 code for a protein of 266 amino acids. Gene Ontology annotation, biological process: small-subunit processome assembly; endonucleolytic cleavage in 5'-ETS of tricistronic rRNA transcript (SSU-rRNA, 5.8S rRNA, LSU-rRNA); endonucleolytic cleavage in ITS1 to separate SSU-rRNA from 5.8S rRNA and LSU-rRNA from tricistronic rRNA transcript (SSU-rRNA, 5.8S rRNA, LSU-rRNA). Lineage: Eukaryota; Metazoa; Chordata; Mammalia; Rodentia; Heteromyidae. The transcript is spliced from 3 exons. Gene Ontology annotation, cellular component: nucleolus. Gene Ontology annotation, molecular function: RNA binding.
UUUACUCAUACCAGCCAACAUGGAGGCAGAGGAAGCCAAGACGUCUGCUGAGCGAGAGCUUCUGGAAGGGACAGACCAGAAGCCAGAGUCGGAGGAGGAGCAGGAUGAGCCCGACGAAGCGGCUCGCGGCAGCAAGAAACGGAUAGUUCCAGGAAUUGUGUAUCUGGGCCACAUCCCGCCGCGAUUCCGGCCCCUGCACGUCCGCAACCUUCUCAGCGCCUAUGGUGAGGUCGGACGCGUUUUCUUCCAGGCUGAAGACCGGUUUGUGAGACGCAAGAAGAAGGCGGCAGCAGCUUCGGGAGGAAAAAAGGGAUCCAAAUACAGCAAGGACUAUACUGAGGGCUGGGUAGAAUUCCGAGACAAGCGCAUAGCAAAGCGUGUGGCAGCCAGUCUACACAACACGCCCAUGGGUGCCCGCAAACGCAGCCCCUUCCGUUAUGACCUAUGGAAUCUUAAGUAUCUGCACCGUUUUACAUGGUCCCAUCUCAGUGAACACCUUGCCUUUGAGCGUCAGGUGCGCCGGCAACGUCUCAGAGCAGAAGUGGCCCAGGCCAAGCGUGAGACUGACUUCUAUCUUCAAAGUGUGGAACGAGGAAAACGCUUCCUUGCUGCUGAUGGUGAUACUGCUCGACCAGACAGCUCCUGGGCAUUUGCCCAGCGCCCCACAGAACAGGAGCUCAGAGCCAAGAAAGCUGCCCGUCCAGGAGGACGGGAAAGGGCUCGCCUGGCUAAUGUUCAGGAACAGGCUCGCUCUAACCGAGGUCUCCUUGCCAGGAUUUUUGGAGCCACAUCAUCUGCAGAGAAUAUGGAGGAAUCCUAGCAAGCCAGGGACUUCUGAGGGACACAGUGGCCUUCAUCUAUCCCUGACCUGCUUCCUGUCUACCUCAUGCUAGAGUGAUGAAUGACUGCCCAUGCAGACAUUUUCUGUUUGUUUCUCAGUCCAGGUGUUGCUGGUGAAGUCUCAGACAUGGAAUUUUUGUUAAGCGUUUUUCUACUCCAACUCUGUAAGUGGCAGGAUGAAAUAACUUAUUCAUACUAACAUGAUUAUGACU